CGGAUGCGAUGCUGCGCCGCUUUGCCUCGCUCGCGUGCUGAAAUGGACCGAACCGGGUCGCGAGCGUCCUUCCUCAUGGCUCUUGCGUUGGUGCGGAAGAGACUGAACUGAAGUGAAGCGUCGCCCACAAGCGGAUGCGUCCCGGACCCGUGGGGCAUAAACGAGGGAAGACAGCACCGAAAGGAUCGGAUAUUCUAGAUGCCUGAAAGUGGAAGGCAGUCACAUGGGAAGAUGGACAACUUUCCAAGAGGAAACACAUCAGGUUCAUGCAUCAUGUCAUAAAAGGCAGGCAGGAUGGAGGGAGAGAGCGCGGGUUUGAGGGCGGGGCCUGCGAAGACUCGGCGUCUGAUUGCCUGCUGCGUGCUUCUUCUCUUGGCAUUGAUGCUUGUCUCCAUAGCGACUACAAGCACACCUGUGUCCGAGAAACUCCCGUCCGGGCUAUCCAAACGGGACUUUGGAUUCUUCCCGACACACGCAGGUUUACAACAAGCUCCGAUCUCUUUAUCGCAAUACUCCGAAAACCCCAGACGCAAAGCUCAUACCAAGCAUUCUGCAUACCCUGUUCGCCAUGCCAAUGCAUCCCGCAUCGCUCCAACUCCAUCCCUAGGUGCUGAUGGUGGCUCAGGUAACCUAGGUGAUAGCGCACAUGGCAUUCACCUGCUGCUACGCCCACCAGACCUUCUCACACCAAGUCAGAUGCCUCCUCUUCAUGGUCACAGCCCACUUACACCAGCUCCUCCUACUUUGCUCACCCAUGAAGACCUGGACUCUGCUCAGUCUACAGAGGUGGACUGGGGUUCUGGAGACUAUCUGGAGACUUUAACCUUCAUGGGAUCUGAUGGGGAGGACCUUUCUCUGGUCACCACCAUUCCCACACAUGGGUAUGACUCAUAUGAGUCUGAGGAGGACAGCGCUGGGGUUCGUUACAAUACCGACUUUCCAUUACGCCCAGUUUUAACCCUCUCCUCUAGGCAUCUCCUACCAAGUGCAACCCUCAGAUAUGGAACUAGCCUAAGGACUGCCCAUCCCUCUGAUCCCCGCUUGCCCUAUGUCCCUGAUACUGCCCAGGAUGACCUGGAUUUUGACUGGGCAGAACUGUACCCUAUUGAGCCCACUGAAAUGCUGCUUCCAGAUAUGAAUAGUAUGGAGUACUAUAAUGCACUACUGGCCAAAGAAAAUGCUAGUGCUGCUCGCAACCAGACACACCUGAGCCCCCCUCAUAUCACUCCCACAGCAACCCUCACACAGCCUACAGUUUCCACACAAACACUUGCCCCUUCUCUAGGUAUGGACCCAAGAACAGUAACGGAUCAAGUAGAUACACCUCACCCCAUACCCGGAGUUACCCCGACCCCGCCACACAAAUCUACUGUACUCCCUAUUUCUCCUACAGAUCAUCAACAUCCUGCUGAAAUACCUCUUUACCCAGGGAAGGGGUCACCUCAUCCAGCUUUUCCAGAUUUUAAAGCAGGCAGUGACCAACAUGUAGUUCUUACAGCUCCACCAGAGAUCCCACAGGGUUCAGUCCUCCAGGCUGUAACAGUCAAAAUCCCAUCUGCUCACAAACCUCGGACACCUACCAGAGCCACGACUACCACUACAACAACAACUACAUCUGCCGGGCCCACUAAACAAAUACCUCCUGCUCCCAGAAUCCCUCUUUCUAAUGCACCUCGGCAGUAUGUCUGCAACAUCACAAAGCAAGAUAUGUACCUGGUCAGAGUGGGUAUGCCAAGUGCGACCUCUGUGGCGUUCGCGAAAACUCAUGUGAAGGAGAUUUUGAGACGAGAGUUCAACCGGACCGUGGAACUGCAGGUUCUUAAAGCUCCGCCCAAUUUUGUUUUCCGGGCCGUGUCUGGCCCACUCAUAUAUACAGCAGUGUCGAUCAUCAACACUCUCCGCCAAUCAGCACGCAGCACUUCAUCUUCCACCAUCCUCACUGUUACACCCAUAUAUCCUGUACCUGAUAACAUCAAUCAGGUCCACUCAGUGUUGCAGUUUGUGCCGAGCCACGUGGACGUGCGAGUGUGCAGCUUCAGCGAGCGUGUGGAGAGAGGACUCUUCAUGGCUUAUUCGGAAGUGCGCAGGCGAUCGCAGGAGAAUGGAAACUUCACUGUACAUAUCUUGAACAUCACCAUCAGUUUGGCAAAAGGCCAGAAGCAGCAGAAAACUCCGGUGGACAUCACGUUUGCCAUCCGCGAUUCCCACGGCUACCUCAGAGGCUCCGACGUCAGCGCUCACCUGAGACAGCUGCAUGUGGUGGAGUUCAGCUUCUACCUGGGAUUUCCUGCAGUGCAGAUCGCAGAACCUUUUCAUUAUCAGCUGAAUGUAUCUCAUCAUAUGCGAUCGUCCUGGGUAAAGACUGUGUUACUGGGUGUGUUAGAUCAGCGUGUGAGUGAGAGGACGUUCCAGGCUAAAAUGGAAAGGAGACUGGCUUUGUUGGUGGGGGAGGGGCUUGGACUCAGCAGUGGGCGACGCUGGAGAAGAGCGACAACCGUGGGCAACAACAGCGUGCAGAUUGUACGAGCUUUACGCCUGGACGGGGCAGAUAACCCUCUAGAGUUGGUGUAUUUUGUGGAGGCAGGGUCAGGAGAGAGACUGUCUGCUCAGACCACUGCUGCCAUGCUGAACAGACUUAACCUGCAGAGGGCAGCCAUCGUGUUGGGCUACCGUGUGCAUGGAAUACUGGCUACACCGGUGGAGAAGUUAUCCCUGGCCCCCUCUGAGACACAGCCCAGUAAUGUGUGGCUGAUUAUUGGGGUUGUGGUCCCUGGGGUGGUGGUCCUCAUCAUCAUCAUCAUCCUCUACUGGAAACUGUGCCGCUCCGAGAAACUAGAGUUCCAACCAGAUGCCAUGAGCACCAUCCAACAGAGACAGAAGCUACAGGCCCCAAGUGUAAAAGGCUUUGACUUUGCCAAGCUCCACCUUGGACAACAAAGUAAAGAUGACAUCAUGGUAAUCCAAGAACCCUCCCCGAUGCCACCAUCUGUCAAAGAGGCCACGCCCUCUGAAGGUGGAGAACUAAACACACCCAAAUCCAAAAACUCGUCCACUAAAGUGUCACGUGCAGCUCGAAGAAGGAGCAGAUUGUCUCCAUCCGAUGGUGAUUCGUUGGCUAGCGAGGUGUCCAGUGGCCGAGAGUCAGCAGAGGAAAGCACCAGACCUGCAAUCACACCCAGUGACAGCAAACCUCAUCACCGCAAGAGCAAACAUGCGAAGAACAAACUUGCAGGGGCGACAUCGGGCAGCGGUGCUGAUGAACAGUUAUCUUCUUCCUCCAUAUUUGACCAUGUGGAUCGCCUGUCUCGAGGCUCAUCUGACGGAACACGACGGAUUUCCAAUAAGGUCCAGUUAAUUGCCAUGCAGCCUGUGCCGAGCCCGACCUCUCAUUCGCAUAAUCAAGCUCUAAGCCCUGCCCUCAGUGAAAGAAUGAUGGAUGGAAGCAAGGUUAGCUCUGAGAUCCAGGUUGCUCUCAGGCACAAGUCUGAGAUCGAGCACCAUCGCAAUAAGAUACGACUACGUGCAAAGAGAAAAGGCCACUACGAGUUUCCAUCCAUGGAGGACAUUAUAGCGGUGUUUGGAGACAGUUCAGAGCAGCAGCGAGUCUACCAGCAAGCCCAGGAGCAAAUACACAAGAUCCUACAUCCUGAUACACAAACCCCCUCACCGAACGGAGAGCCUCACAGGAGGGCCAGACGUUCUCCCAGACAGCGUCAAAGGCAGAAUUUGAGUGGAAACAGCAGCCUGACUGAUAAAGAUCGUCUCAUUAUGGAUGGCGAUGCCACGUACCGAAAAUACCCAGGAGUUAACAAUGUGGCCUACGUGUCAGAUGCAGAUCAGCUUCCUGAUGUCGAUAGCCCCUCACCGACCAAUGAGGUAUUUCUUGACCCGGGGUCUCCACCUCCUGGCCCUGCCCCUGCUCCGCCUGCUUAUAUUCCACCUCAGCCAACCAUUGAAGAGGCACGGCAGCAAAUGCACUCCUUGUUAGAUGAUGCAUUUGCACUGGUCUCGCCCUCCUCACAGACUAGCUCCGCCCCGUUGAACCUCAGUGGAGGUACGGCAAUUCCUGGGGUGGAAGUGGUCAGUCCUGUUCCACCGUGUAGUCCACCACCACGUUCUGUUCGCCAGUGGGGCUCUUCGUCCUAUCCAGCAGCCCCUGCCCACAGUCCUUUCUCUGCUAGAUAUGCUGAAUUAGGAAUGUCCCCUACAUCUGUGCAAAACUUACUGCAGAGGCAGUCCCUAGGUUCUGGAUAUCUAGCAUCCGGAGAGCUACAAUCUGAUCCAGGUUACUCCAGCAGGGGGCAGUAUGGAGAUGAUAUCCCAUCGUCCCCCCGGCCACGACCAGUAGGGGGCAGCACAGGUGCACAGUUGCAUCAGCUGACACAGGUAGGUUUAUCUAGUCGGAUCAGUGUGUAUCCCGGAGUGGGACGCAGUGUUUCCGGACUCUCAGGAUCCAGCUGGGCCCAGUACCGCUCCGAUGAAGAGAUCUCCAGGCCUGGAAACAAUCGAGAGGCUAUCCUGUCAUUCCCUGAGUACUCCUCAUCUCCCGUGUUUCAGAUGCCCAGGUCAUCAAUAAGAGAUCCUUCCACACCAACAGCAGGAUACACUGGGCUGGAGGAAUCCUCUCCACCUGUGCAGUCCUCAGCCUCACUUAUUAAGGCCAUCAGGGAGGAGCUGCAAAGACUCUCCCAGAAACAACCAGCCAUGGCCGGCUACCAGAGCUGAGAAACACCAAACCAAACCCAAACAGAGGCUAAACUCCACCUAUAGCUGGUUGCUGGAACUGCUGAUUUUAAACAUGCUACCUAAUCCCCCACUGAACACACGCACCAGAGCCAAGGUUUGUUUGAACCCUAUUUCUAUCCCUAUUCAGCACACUGGACUGCAACAAGAGACACCACUUCAACAGAACAUGUCGAAAAGAGAGAAAAAAAAUACCACAAAUGAAACAUCACUAACUUAAAAAUACAACAAGUCACCUCACCCACGAUAUCCAAUAGAAACUCUUCUCUCCUAAAGUGCAUGCUAUUUAAAAUAGUGAAAGAGAAGAAGAAGAAAAAAAGGAAAUUGUUUGUGAUUUUUUUUUUUUCCCUUUCUCAAAUCCAGCGUGAGACCCCCUCCUUCUAUCUCCUCAGUGCCAUUUUUACAUGUCCGUCAAAGUGCUUCCUUCAGAAGGGUCAUCAUUCAGCCCCUCGACUUCCUCUGGUGCUAAAUCUCAUUCCUGUUUCCACCAAUCGUCCUUGAAACCUGAAGCACUGGUAAAGCAGUGGUCAGCAGGGUCUUUUCCUUUGAAUCCACUUUUUUGUGUUACGAUUUCAGAGUAUGUCAAACAGGGAAAUAAAUAGUCAAGUGUACUUAGAGAAGGAUGUUUUUCAUUGUAUUUCAGGAGAAAAGGGCUUUCAAAGGAUGUGAGUCAAGCUGAUGGCGUGGCAUCAAACCGAGAAUGGUGGCUGUGAACAAAGCGCGUUAUAUUUGGAUGUACAGCAGCCAAAGAGAGAGAUCUCAGAACAAGAGGCACAAUAUAUAUAGAAGUUCUAUUUAUAAGACCACUGACACAUCAUUUGUACAACUACACAUUUUUGUACUGUGAAAAAGCAAAGGUUCAGCUUUGGAGGUGUUCUUAAACUGUUAAAUGAUCCAGAACAUCUUGAUAAAUAAAGUGUUUAACAGUAGCCAAAUUAACUUUCCUGUGUGGGAAUUGGACCUGAGGUAGAUAUGUAAUGCAUAGAAGGAUACAACCUGAAAAAGAGCAAAGUUACUGUUGUGACUACUGUUACUAGCAGCAUAUCCUGAAAUGUUUUAUUCCACUUUUACUACAGCAACUUGCCCAGAAAACCAGUCCAUUAAAAUUUUGGGUCUAAUGCUGUGGAACAUCCGAGAAACCAAGUUAGUUCCUGUUAUCACUUGUGUUAUAACAACUGGGAAGUAGUCGUUGGUGGACGAAGUACACAAACCAUUAUAUACAGUAGGUAAAAUAUGACUCCAGUAAAAGUAACUUUCACUUGAUUAAAAGUACAAAAGUAUUUGCCUUCAAUUGUACUUAAGUAUC
Molecule: messenger RNA, 6049 nt
Organism: Silurus meridionalis
Lineage: Eukaryota; Metazoa; Chordata; Actinopteri; Siluriformes; Siluridae
Product: UPF0606 protein KIAA1549
Source: RefSeq, a predicted model, not a curated record